Molecule: messenger RNA, 1602 nt
Organism: Dentiscutata erythropus
Lineage: Eukaryota; Fungi; Glomeromycota; Glomeromycetes; Diversisporales; Gigasporaceae
Source: the annotation of a GenBank genome assembly
AUGGAUGAAUCUAAGCUAACUCAAUUCGAUGUGAAAGAAUAUAAAGAAAUUUCCGAUGAAGCUGUUAGUGCUGACCUUGAUGUGAAUGUUGAUGGAUUCGAUAUUUUUAGUCACAUGCUGUUUCUUAAACCUUCUACGAUUAUUGACAAUGAAUUUGUAUCUAUUCGCUCAACAAUCUCACCUGGUACAUCAGCUACCUCGCAUAAUGAAGUUAAAAGGCUUAUCACAUUGUUAGAAAAACAUAAAAAUGAUAUUGAAAAUAUACUAAGCCCUAAACAAGUGUAUGCUAUAGGCCCUGAUUUUCUGCAAGGUUGUACUAUACCGCAUAUUGCCUGCUGGGUUAAUGGGGCUCUCAUUAAUGAAGAUAUUGAAAGGCUUUCAAAUAUAUUUGAUAAUGAAUUUGAAAUUGUUGUGAUACAUCUGGAUACAGAAUACAGCAAUAGUUUCAGCUAUAAAACACAACAAUCAGGCGAUAAAAAUGAAUCUAAAGGCAAAAGGAAUGGGGAUGACAGCGGGCAAAAUGAUUAUAACAGAAAUAAUAAAGAAAAUAAUCAUGAAGACAAAGGAUCAAAUGAAAAAAAUAGCGGUGAGGCGAAUGAAAAAAAUGGUGACGAAGGCAAUAGAAGAAACGGCGAGAGAAGCAGCAAAAAAAGUGAUGAUGAUGGAUAUGAAGGUUCUAGCGAAGACGACAAUAAUAAGUAUCUUUCUGUUGCCUCUACGGCAACAGCCAAAGUUGCGGGCACGAAUUCAGAAAUUGAACAAGAUUUCAGCAUAAAUGCUCGCGUCUGGGCAAAUAUUUCUAAUAAACAUAAUGGGCAGAGUAUUAAGUUCGAGGUUUUUUUAUUCGAUUGUAGAACGGGUGAGCCGCUCAGUAGUCAAUGGAAAUUACUUAAAGGGAAAGCUACUGCCUAUAUUUUUGAUUCUAUUGAAAUUAGUGUUUCUCCAGAUCCAAGAAAAGUUGGUGCGAUUAUGCCAAAGGAUGCUUACGAACCAUUACUACCCAACCAAGAGACUGAACGUUCAAAAGGUAAAGAGACAAGCAAAAGUUUAGGUGGUAAAGUUGGAUGUGAGAUUGGAACGACAUCUAAGUUUGUAGCCGAAGCGAAUCUUAAUUGUAGCGCAAAGAAUACCCAUAAUAACAAAUCAGUAACAAGUGAAUGGAAUUUAAAGACUAUAGGAAACAACAAAUCUGGAAUUUGCUGGUCAUAUAAAUAUACUGCUGAUGAAAAUGCCAGUUAUAGAUUUGACUUUCCAUGCAACAGUCAUCAUCGUGGCGAAUGGGUUAUCGAAAAUAUGGUUGGAUUUCGUAUCGUUAUUAAGCAAGUAUUGCGUUACGUAUUAAUUAAAGGUGAUACUAAGAAUAAAAAGGUAAUAAAUAUAGCACAAUGCCCUAAAAUGGCUCAUACACUCGAAAUAUACUUCAAAACUAUUAAAAAUUUUAAUGAUGAUUUUGCUGCACUCAGAAAGUGGCAUUUCAAACAGGAAGAUCUUACUGUUACCCUAAAAGAUAUUAAGGAUGUAAAUUUGGUUGCAAAUGACACUCAAAAUGAUUCAAAACUUAUGGAUAUAGACCGGGGGUUUAUGGAAAUCGAUCAAAUUUAA